AUGUGGUCAGACACCGUCAAUGUGAGGGGACCUUGGAGAAGCCCCCAGCAAGUCUGUGCGUUCAGGAGACUGCAGGGUCUUCAGGCCUACAGCCCAGUAGGAGACCCUUUCAGGACCAUGGACAGCGCAAAUAUUUCCAGGAUCUUUGCCCAGCUUGGUGUGGGUGAAUCCCUAGGCCGUGUUGGUGCCUGGUCUCUGCACACCAGCCCUGAGCCCAUCCUUGCCCAGUCUUCAGAUGGGGUAGAGCUGGACCCAGGAUUGGCACUCUUCCUCCCACACACCCUCUGCAGACAACCAGUAACAGAUGGAGAUAUUCAUUGGCAGUCUCAGAAAGUGAAGAGGGCAAGGAAGAGAUUGGCUAUGGCCUGGAGGGCAGACAGGCUUGCCAGGGAGGCAGAAAGAGCCAAGAGUCCUGAGAACUAG
Rangifer tarandus platyrhynchus (Svalbard reindeer) is the source of this 423-nucleotide messenger RNA. NCBI's taxonomy places the organism in Eukaryota, Metazoa, Chordata, Mammalia, Artiodactyla, Cervidae. The record is from the annotation of a GenBank genome assembly.